Molecule: messenger RNA, 711 nt
Organism: Acanthosepion pharaonis
Lineage: Eukaryota; Metazoa; Mollusca; Cephalopoda; Sepiida; Sepiidae
Source: the annotation of a GenBank genome assembly
AUGUUGAUCGCCUCCGACAAUAUUAUCUCUUCUGCUACUGGAAUCCAGCAAGGUGAUCCUCUUGGUCCGCUGCUAUUUGAUAUGGCUAUUGACGGGAUAGCUCGUUCCAUCACUUCUCCUUUCAAUAUAUGGUAUCUUGACAAUGCAACGUUGGGAGGAUCCAUCGCGACCGUAGCUGCUGACCUCCGACGAGAUAUUCCUGCUUUAUCUCUGCUUGGACUUGAGAUUAACUCGUCCAAGUCAGAAAUAAUAAACUUGAAUUAUAGUGCAGAUGAUUUCGAGAGUGCUAUCCGGUAUAUUAGACUCAUCCUUGAGGAUAUUAAAAUAACACCUAUGGAGGAAUUACGUAUUCUUGGUUCUCCAGUCUUUCCAAUGGCCAUUCGAGAGUGUUUGGAUACUAAGCAUGUCAUUCUAACAAGAAUGACUGUGAAAUUGCAACUCAUUGAUGCGCACCCAGCCCUCUUCCUCUUGAAGAACAGUUUUUCGCUACAGAGUUCCCUCUACACUCUCCGAAGUGGCCCUUGCAACCUCGAACGGGAUUUCUUAAAUGGGAUAGAUAUCACAGUUAUGAGAUGUGCGGAGCAAAUUUGCAACGUCAAUUUCGACGACACAGGCUGCAGGCAGGCAACGAGACCUGGGCCUUCGAUCAGCGGUAGAUUUGGCCCUUCCAGCAUAGCUUUCUUCACUUUCGUCCAGUCACGAAUUAAUUGA